GUUGAUUGUUCUUACAAAUUUAUAUGUAAAUAUUCGCUCGGGGUAUGUAUUUCAGUUUAUCUUUGUAACCGGCGAAGUUUGUUAGAUCUCGUGCGAACAGCGUGGAUGCUUAUAACUGAGGAUGUUGAAAUUCCCUUUGGUACUCCUCGCGGUUCUCAUUGGAAGUUCAUCCGCUCAAAAUUUGGAGACGGUCGUCCAAUGGAAUUUGGCGGAUUUCAAUUUUCCGGUGCCAGACUACGGAUUCUUGGCGAAUUUUCGGGCGGACCGAACUGUUGUGACCGGAAUUGAGAUAUCGAGAGAUCGAAUUUUUUUAGCGAUGCCGAGAAUUUUCGCGGGUGUUCCGGCGACGAUCGCUUACGUGCCGAAGAACGUGCCGCUCGGUUCUAGUCCAAAGUUGGAAGCCUUCCCCAAUUGGGCGUUCCACGAUGCCGGACGUGGCGUCAAUAGUAGUUGUGAUGGUCUCAUUUCUGUUUAUCGUAUUAAAUUGGAUUCGUGCGGGAGGCUGUGGGUUUUAGAUUCCGGGAUUAUGACGUCACUAGAAGACUUCCGCCCCGUAUGCCCACCUAAGAUUGUGAUCUUUGACCUUAACACCGAUCAGGUUGCUAGAACUAUUAUAUUCCCACGCGAAGUUCUUCGACCCAGUUCACUUUUGACCAACUUAGUCAUUGACGAAAGUAUUCAGGGAACGUGCGAUUCGUCCUUUAUAUACAUCACAGAUACGGUUGCACCAGGAAUCGUAGUGUACGACUCUCUCACGGACAGAGCGUGGAGGGUCACCCAUCCGUCCAUGUUUCCCGAUCCUGAUUUCGCCGAUUCAACAAUCAAUGGCGAAACGAUAACGCUUAUGGAUGGCAUCGUCGGCCUCGCCCAUUCCGCAAACCUAGGAGCGGUUUACUUUCAACCGUUUGCCACCAACAGAAUAUUUAGCAUCCCCACAGCCGCUCUACGGAAAGGACCGCCAGCCGAGUUAGAAGCGUUACCAGUCUCACUAGUGGGGACGAAGUCAUCCCAAGGCAUCGGCAUAGCUGUCGAUCCUAGAGACGAUACCCUAUUCUUUAGUCCCGUUUCGGAAACUUCCAUCGGCACUUGGAAUCCUGUCAAUAACAAUCAAAGAUUGGUGGCUUACGACCAAGACCGCCUCCAAUUCGUGGCCGACAUCAAAUGGAAUCCGCACGAAAGUGACUUGUGGGUACUCUCCUCGCGCUUCCAAAAGUACUUUAGAAGAUCGAUUAAUCCCAAUGAAGUAAACGUGAGAGUACUGCGUAUCACUGGCAACGCCUCCAAUUUAGGUAACAGCAAUGCCUUCUUCAAAAAAUAGGACUUUCACUGUACCUUUCGAGUUUACUGUGUUGUAAAUAAUUCACUGCAAAUUAUAUCACAUAAUCAAACAAAUCAUACCCGUCAAUUACUUAAAUAUUCGUAUUUAUGUCGUAAUGUAAUAAUUUCUUGUCAAAUCAGAUGUAAUUAUGUCUUGUUAAUUAUAGGCUUAGAUGCAUGUACCAACUAAGAAGUAAUUACUAGA
Molecule: messenger RNA, 1522 nt
Organism: Photinus pyralis (common eastern firefly)
Lineage: Eukaryota; Metazoa; Arthropoda; Insecta; Coleoptera; Lampyridae
Product: major royal jelly protein 1-like
Exons: 7
Coding region: 122-1318 (398 amino acids)
Cellular component (GO): extracellular region
Source: RefSeq, a predicted model, not a curated record